CUAGGCCAUAUGCUUUCCUACAACAUGAUCUUUUCCUGCUCCUUUUAUCUGCUUUCCUCCUGUUUCAUAUCUUCUUUCCUCUUAAACUCUAUCCCACAACACAAUGAUCAUGCAAGGAACUCAAGGAGAAGUCAUCUGGCCUAGACUAGUUGUUAAUAAGAUCCUGCGGAAGAGAUUGGGUAGCAACAAUUUUGUAAGAGAUUUUCUGAACAAUACUGAGAGCUUGUUAGAAAUUCCAAGUUCAAAUCAAGAACCUCCCAACUUCAAGACAGUUUUCAAUGAUCAGAAAGAUAUACAUAAGUACAAAUUGUUUGUUAGUACGUGGAACGUUGGAGGAGUAGACCCACCAGAGGAUUUGAACUUAGAGGAUCUGCUGGACACACAAAAUAAUCCUUGUGACAUAUAUGUUCUUGGGUUCCAAGAAAUUGUAACCCUCACAGCUGGGAAUGUUCUAGGCUCCGAAAACAAUAGGAUUUCCAUGAAAUGGAUUUCUUUGAUAAGAGCAGCUCUAAACAAGAGAGUAACCCCUUCAGAUAAAAAACAAGAGUCUGAAGCAGAGAAGAUGCAAAAAGUUUACCCAAUUAAGGGAGGAAAUUCUAUGAAGAGGGGCUUCCAAUGCAUCAUAAGUAAGCAAAUGGUUGGAAUAUUUAUAUCAGUUUGGGUUAGAAGUGAUCUUCGUCGAUACAUCCGGAACGAAAGUGUGUCAUGUGUGGGCUGUGGUAUCAUAGGUUGCCUGGGAAAUAAGGGUUCAGUGUCUGUUAGAUUUUCUUUGGAUGAAACAAGCUUCUGCUUUGUGUGUACCCAUCUAGCUUCUGGAGGAAAAGAAGGAGAUGAGAAGCAUAGAAACACAAAUGCUGAAGAAAUUUUGUCAAGGACGAGCUUUCCUCAUGGUCCCUCACUUAACUUGCCGCGGACAAUUCUAGAUCAUGAUCGUGUAAUAUUGCUCGGCGACCUGAAUUAUAGAAUAUCCUUACCGGAGUCGAUGACACGAUCUUUUGUAGAGAAAAAAGAAUGGAAUGUAUUAUUAGAAAAAGAUCAGCUAAGGCUAGAGCUCAUGAAGGGAAGAGUAUUUGACGGUUGGUGUGAAGGGGUGAUCAAAUUUGCUCCUACAUAUAAAUAUUAUCCUAAUUCCGAUAAUUAUUUCGGAUGUACUCAAGGUAGAAAGGGCGAAAAACGGCGAGCUCCGGCGUGGUGUGAUCGGAUUCUUUGGUUUGGGAAGGGGUUGAAGCAGAACCAAUACAGUAGAAGUGAAUCAAUGUUGUCUGAUCACAGACCCGUUCGAGCAAUUUUCACAGCAGAGGUCGAGGUCUUAGGAACUUCAAAAGGAAUUGAAAGUGUCUUCUUAUCAGAGAGAUAUGAAAGCCUACAGAACCAUUUUGAUGUGUGUCCAAAAGAUAAAUUUCUAUGUAGUGGAAGAUCAACCUUCAAAAUUUAAAAAUAAUUUAUAAUUUGUUACAUCAAACUAAAGUGGCAAUUAAAAGAAAAAAAGAUUAAGGAGCUUCAAUCUUAUUAUGUUUGUUUUUCUGGAAAGAGUAAAUUAUUUUUAUUUUCCUCUUUUCUUACUUGAAAAGCUGUCCAUAUCAUUCCUUUUCUUUGGUGCCUAAGGUUGUAUUAAUCCACAAGUCC
Molecule: messenger RNA, 1626 nt
Organism: Macadamia integrifolia
Lineage: Eukaryota; Viridiplantae; Streptophyta; Magnoliopsida; Proteales; Proteaceae
Product: type IV inositol polyphosphate 5-phosphatase 9-like
Exons: 8
Coding region: 104-1435 (443 amino acids)
Biological process (GO): phosphatidylinositol dephosphorylation
Molecular function (GO): inositol-polyphosphate 5-phosphatase activity; phosphatidylinositol-3,4,5-trisphosphate 5-phosphatase activity; phosphatidylinositol-4,5-bisphosphate 5-phosphatase activity
Source: RefSeq, a predicted model, not a curated record